Messenger RNA from Monosiga brevicollis MX1, 2307 nucleotides. RefSeq lists its product as uncharacterized. Gene Ontology annotation, biological process: protein phosphorylation. The transcript has 3 exons. Gene Ontology annotation, molecular function: protein kinase activity; ATP binding. Bases 1 to 2181 code for a protein of 726 amino acids. The record is from RefSeq and is a predicted model, not a curated record. NCBI's taxonomy places the organism in Eukaryota, Choanoflagellata, Craspedida, Salpingoecidae.
AUGGCCCUCAAUCCAGGGCGUUUUGACCUCAGCAAUGCCACCAACCUGACUGAGAUCCACCAAAAGUAUCAGAAGAAACGCAUCAUCGGACUGGGUUCCUUUGGCAAGGCCUGGUUGGCCACCGACUUGGCUACGAAAGAAGACUUUUGCAUGAAGGAAAUGAGCGUUGACAACGAUCAAGCCAUGAUGGAGGCUCGCAGCGAAGCACAGGUGCACUCUCAGUUACGACACCCCUUUAUCAUUCAGUUUCAGGAAGUUGUCAAAACCCCACGCAUGGUCUACAUUGUCAUGGAGUAUGCCGACCAGGGCGAUCUGGCUACGCUCCUAAACGAGCGCUCGCGCACCAAGCGCUACCUGCCCGAAGAUCAGCUCAUGGUUUGGAUGACCCAGAUCAUGCAGGCCUUGGCCUACAUCCAUCGCCGAGGCAUGAUUCAUCGUGACGUCAAGUCUGCCAACAUCUUCUUGAUGCCCUCGGGUGUGGUCAAGCUUGGUGAUUUGGGUUGUGCUCGCAUCCUGGAUGACAACGCACAACGUAUUCAGCUUCGAACCUGCUCUACGCCCUGCGGCACGCCACUUUAUCAAGCUCCAGAGCAGACUAAAGGCAUCCCCUACUCACAAAAAGUCGACAUUUGGGCCUUGGGUUGCGUCUUGUAUGAAGCCUGCACACUCAAGCCUACUUUUGAGGCCAAGAACCUUCAAGAACUGAUGCACAAGAUUCGCAAUGGCCUCUUUGACAAGCGCCUGCCUUCCGUCUACACCCCUCAACUCCGCCAAGCCUUGAUGCAGCUUUUGACCAUCGAUCCUUAUCUCCGACCAGCUGCUCAGGACAUGCUUCGCGAGUCUUACUUUGCCGAGUUUGCUGAUAAGCAGCUUGGUGCUGACGGCUCGGUGGAGAGCGUACCAGGCGCCAGUGAGGAGAUAACUGAGGAAGGCACCAGCCUGCCGUCAUCCCUGACACAGUCACAGCGCGAUACGCAAGCUCCUACGACAGGCACUUCCAAUGGCAUCGACUCGGGCAAUCAGCCCAAUCCUUCAAGUCCCUUUACCGCCACUGGCAUGACGCAGCGCUCUGCGGGCAUGACAAGCGCUUCGGGCAUGGCAUCUGUGGCCGCCACUGGGCAGCGCGGAUUGGGGCAAGCCACCCCUGCUCGUGUUCCAGGAACUGGGGCAUCUGUGGCCGCCACUGGGCAACGCGGAUUGGGGCAAGCCACCCCUGCUCGUGUUCCAGGAACUGGGGCAUCUGUGGCCGCCACUGGGCAACGCGGAUUGGGGCAAGCCACCCCUGCUCGUGUUCCAGGGGCUGCGAAUAACGCUGUCAAUCCUCUGUCCCUGGCCCCCUCAGCCUUGCCCACACCAUCGCGCUUUGGCCGUUUCAGCAGUGGUGGCAGUGGCGGAAGCGAGGGCCUCGUGGCUACUGGUAGUGGGUCUCUUCGAAAGACGAGCCAUGCCAUGGGUGGAACCUUGGACGGGGCUUCUCCCAAUGGCAGCGCAGGCUCGUUGUCGAGUGGCGGCGCGCGCGCUCGUCUCAAUGGUGAUUCGUCGCACCUUAACAUGCAGAAUGUGGCGCAUCACCUGGACCACCAGCGUGCCGCCGCCUCCAACGCGCUCGCUCGCGUUCAGGUUCCAGACAUGGACAGCCGGCAGCCGCGGCGCUAUGAGCAGCAUGCACUGCACGCAAGCCUUAUGCCCGGUCGACAGGGCACCAGCCCAAGAGCGCGUGGUCCCCCGGCUGCCCUGUCCUCACCUCAAGGCAGCUCUGGCAUUGGCAAGGGCAUGUUUGCGCGUAGUCAUCAGCCCCUGCCCAUUUCCAUCGCGCCAGUGGAAGGCUCACCAUCACACUCGCAGUCCACACGACCGGUUUCGGGACACGAGACACAAGCCGUACUCGACCGCUUUGGACGGGUUCUACAAAUUCCAACCUCUGAUCCCGUGGGCCCUGGACGUCAGGCCCAACAUCACUCUGCACCACAACCCAGCUCGACUCAAGCGGAUGGUCGCCAUCACAGAGAGCAGCCGGGGUCUGUGACCGGCUAUCCACAGCCGUCGCUGCACCGCCGUGCCGGUGCUGUUGGCGGUGGUUGGAACGUGCCGACCGGCGUGAGCUUAAAGCCUCACAAUUAUCGGCGACAGCCGGCAACGCUGUUUGCGCCUAGCUCCGCCUUUAUGUCCAUUGCUGAAUAGAUUUGGCGGGUGCCUGUUUAUCAGUUUAUCAACAUUUGAUGUCAAGCUUUUGUUGUGUGAGCGACGAGCCAACUUUCCCAGUGUACAAAUGGUGCUUCCUGUCUGCUCAAUCCAAAAUGUUGCCUU